Cajanus cajan (pigeon pea) is the source of this 1205-nucleotide messenger RNA. RefSeq names its product DUF1230 family protein (DUF1230) (gene CGLD27). NCBI's taxonomy places the organism in Eukaryota, Viridiplantae, Streptophyta, Magnoliopsida, Fabales, Fabaceae. The record is from RefSeq and is a predicted model, not a curated record.
ACAUGAAACGAAAAUUGAAAAUCAUUGUUGCGGUUAAUCAGUGAGCAUAAUCUCAUCUCAUGUUCUUUCCUCCUCCGCCCAGGCGAAAAUUGAACCUGGAUUUAGAACCAAACACUAUCCUGUUGCGUUGUUGAUAGCUUCUACUCGACAAGUAAAUGAUUAGACUAAAUGUCUACUGUUCACUAAUUCCAAGUACUAGACAAGCCAAACCAGGCAGCAACUAUGGCUCAUUGAUCAUCCAUAAUCACAAAGCUACAAGCUUUUCUCAUCGGAUUUCUAUCAAGGCUAAGGCCAUUAAAGAUGAGAUGGAUGGAGAAACCAGCGGAUCUUCAGGACGUAGCUGGGAUCCCGGGUUAGAAAUUGAAGUCCCUUUUGAACAGAGGCCGGUAAAUGAGUACUCAUCUCUGAAGGAUGGAAUCUUGUAUUCUUGGGGUGAACUGGGUCCGGGUUCGUUCUUCCUUCGCCUUGGAGGUCUCUGGUUGGCAGUGUUUACAGUUCUUGGAGGGCCAAUUGCAGCUGCAAGCUUUAAUCCUUCUAGAGAGCCUCUAAGAUUUAUACUAGCUGGUGGAACAGGAACACUCUUCAUUGUGUCUUUGAUUGUCUUGAGGAUUUAUUUGGGUUGGAGUUAUGUUGGAGAUAGACUUCUAUCAGCAGUCAUUCCUUAUGAAGAAAGUGGAUGGUAUGACGGACAGAUGUGGGUGAAGCCGCCAGAGAUCCUAGCUCGAGAUAGAUUGUUGGGCUCUUACAAGGUUAAGCCAGUAGUUAAACUGCUGAAGCAAACGCUAGUUGGAACAGGAGCAUUACUUGUUACAGGAGUUAUGCUAUUUAUCUUUGCUACACCAGUGGAGAAUUUUCUUCGAACUACCUUUACCACAGAAGAAAUUAAAUCAACCUUUCAAGCUCCCAAGGCUAACACAAAGAACCUAAGAAAGGAGGAGUUGCUUAAACUGCCUGUGGAGGUGAUAACUGAUGAUGAUCUAGCAGCAGCUGCGGCUGAGGCUGCUGAUGGAAGACCUGUCUAUUGUAGGGAUAGGUUUUAUCGAGCAUUAGCUGGAGGGCAGUACUGCAAAUGGGAGGAUCUUCUCAAAUAAAGGAUAAAAAAAAGGCAUAUGUAGUCAAUUUCAUUUAGUUAAAGCAGUUUGCAAUUUGUGUUUACUCUAUGGCCCAAGGCCGUAUUCUAUUAGUUAAGAUAAUCGUUCAAGUCA